This is a messenger RNA of Colletotrichum gloeosporioides, 972 nucleotides long. RefSeq names its product putative 3-hydroxyisobutyrate dehydrogenase. Gene Ontology annotation, molecular function: oxidoreductase activity, acting on the CH-OH group of donors, NAD or NADP as acceptor; NADP binding; NAD binding. Bases 1 to 972 code for a protein of 323 amino acids. The transcript is spliced from 2 exons. NCBI's taxonomy places the organism in Eukaryota, Fungi, Ascomycota, Sordariomycetes, Glomerellales, Glomerellaceae. The record is from RefSeq and is a predicted model, not a curated record.
AUGACUUCAACCAUCAAAUCUGUUGGCUACAUCGGCCUAGGGCUCGCCGGCGGGCCACUGGCUCAGAAUGUUGCUCAGAAGGGCUUCAAGACGAUUGUUCGUGAUGCUGACAAGGAGAAGCAACGGAAGUUUGUUGUUGAAAACAAGGAACUUCCGGUUGAAGAGGCUGCCGCUGGGCCGGACGCAUUCAAGGACGUUGAUGUGUUGAUUACCAUGGUGCCAAACGGCCACAUCGUCAGAGACAUCCUCCUCGGAGAGCAAGGCAUUGCUCCAUACAUGAAGCCUGGCUGUAUCAUCGUUGACACAUCUUCCUCGGACCCUUUCGGCACCCAACAACUAGGCAAAGACCUCGAGAAGUACCAGCUGCGCCUAGUAGACUCUCCCGUCACCCAAGUCAGAAUGCACGGGAUCAACGAUGGCGAGGCUACCUUCAUGAUUGGCGGGGCUCAGGAAGACAUUGACUUCGCAAUGCCCGUCUUGAAGACCAUGUCUCGAUGGCGUUUUGUUAUGGGUCCUUUGGGUAGCGGCCAUGUCAUGAAAACUUUCAACAACUACGUCACCGCUGCCGGUAUCGCAGCUCUUAACGACGCUUUUAUCGUCGGUCGCAAGAUGGGUUUGGAUCCUGCACAGAUCACGGACGUUCUCAAUGUUGGCACCGGCCGCAACUACGGCACAGCUCACUCCAUCAGGGCCGAGGGCCUAACAAGAACAUAUGCCAGCGGAUAUGGGCUGGCUCUACUUGUAAAGGACUUGGGCAUCAAUCUUGAACUGUGUGGGAAAAUGGGUAUUGACACGCAGCUCGCGAAAAACAUGCAUGGGCUUUUCAAGGAGGCUCUAGAGGAGCCCAAUGUGGAGCGUACUGCGGAUUACACUGAGUGUUUGAAGCUAUGGGAGAGGAAGGCCGGUUUUGAAUUGCCUACCGCGGUCGGGCUGAAGGAGUGUGACGAGCCUCGCGAUUUCGAGACGCCUUGA